AUGUCCGACUCCACUAAGUCUCCAGCCCCCAGCUCUUCCGUCGCGGCGCCGACUGCCAAGUUCAGCGAGCGCGAGCUCCAGAUUCUCAGCUGGGCGAUGCAGUCCCUGAAGUCUGGUCCUCCUGAGAUCGACAACGAGAAACUUGCAGAGUUCGCUGGCAUGACCAACCCUCGCUCCGCUAGCAACGCCUGGGCCGCCCUCAAGAAGAAGCUCAUGGCGCCUGCUGACCCCAAUGCCCCCCCCCCUCCUACUCCCAAGCGCGGCGGUGGUCGCAAGAAGAAGGAGGCCGACGGAGAGGACGGUGAGACCACUCCUAAGAAGACGCCUCGUAAGCGCGCCGCCAAGGAGGCUGAGGAUGGCGACGCUUCUCCCAAGAAGAAGGGUCGUCCCGCUAAGGCCAAGCCCAGGCAAGAGCCUGAGGAUGAGGAUGCAAAGGCCAAGGCUGAGCCUGACUCCACCGACUCCAACGACCUCAAGCCCGAGGCUGGGGCUGAGGCCGAGGAGGAGGAGGUUUAG
This is a messenger RNA of Didymella exigua CBS 183.55, 516 nucleotides long. RefSeq lists its product as uncharacterized. The transcript has 3 exons. NCBI's taxonomy places the organism in Eukaryota, Fungi, Ascomycota, Dothideomycetes, Pleosporales, Didymellaceae. The record is from RefSeq and is a predicted model, not a curated record. Bases 1 to 516 code for a protein of 171 amino acids.